UCUCACUUCAUACUUCAUACUCGCCUCUUGUCUCUUGAUAUCAUGGCGUAGACUCUAUCACCGUUCAUCUGUAUUGUCUCUACUCGUCCCUGCCACCUUGUCGUUCAAUUUCUAUUGGAGCAUCACUUGUAGUUGAUUGGGACUGGUUUCCAUCGCAGUGACCUCGAUGAUGGCGCCCACUCCUCACCGACCCAACAAUUCUCAUCUUGUCCGUGAGCUCUCGCGGAGUUUGGAGAAGACUCGAGGACCGAAUCGCGCGCCUCUCGCUACCGUGUCCCCUUCAAAACUCAAUGAACGUGACCAGCCCGAACAUUUGGAAAUAUCCUCAACGACAAGCGGGAGCUUACCCACAGACAGCGAUGGCAUUAUCUAUUCGACGCGUGUAAUGGAUAAUGACACGAAUUAUCUACCCGCCUAUCACACUACUGCGAAGCGGUUCGGUCGUCAGACCUCACCUGUAUCCCAGCGGAGCACCGCCCGACAAGAAGACUAUGAUGAGGACCACAACAACAUGACAGAUGAUGGGGAUGAAUCUGUAGAGAUUGCCCGUGGUCUCAAACCUCGGAAUUCAUAUACUCCAAGCAGACUAAACCAGAACCACAUGAUGUCUCCAAAUCCCCCUUGGUCUGGAAAUGACAGAGACUUCGAAGUCACAACUCCUCCUCUAGCUGCCUCCAGGUCCGGUCCUCGUAAAGCGGAGGCUUCCGAAAAUGCACGCCGACAGGAGCGGCUGUCACGGCGCGUAUCCGCGACUCGUCCUCGGAUGACUGAGAAGGACAACAAAGCGGCAUUUCGAAAAGCCCGGACGACUUCGUAUGCCGAUGCAGAGGCUAAGGUCCAAGCUGCCCAUCCCGAGACCUCGUACAUUUCCGAUCCUCCUACUGCAACUUUAAAUGUACGAGGAUCGCGCUUCACAAGCGUGCGACCGAAACACACAAUUUCAGAUCCAUCGGUGCCUACUCGCUUCACUGCCCGUCGUGGCCUCACGACUAAAGCAGACACAGAACAUGCACCGAGGCAUGCGCCCCAAGAUGGGAGGACCGCGACCCUGACGCAAGGCCACGUGGAUUCGUUUGCUCUCCCUGACGAAGCACUUCACACGGACGUGAUCUCGGUCGAUUACCACGACGAAUCACCGCGAGUCCCAGCAACUCGCCCGUUGUUCGUACGGACCGGCGCCAUCAACUCGAAAAGCAAUCUUGGUAGGAUGAACAAGAACAGGUUGUCUGCCGCGGAGUAUCCUAGCUUGGAGGGUAUCCCACUGCCGGCUGAAGAAAGGAUGCUCAUCUCGGCCCUGGAAUCUUUGAAAGAUCGCAUCGCACUGCUCGAGCGGGAUAAAAGCGAGUUGGAGCACAGAGUGCGCCAGAAAGAUGGGGAGUUGAUCAAUAUAGAAGCUCAAAUGCAGGGGCUGAGGCGCAAUGGUCGGGACAGUGCGCUUGGAAGCGAAGACGAAAUGAACGGAAGCCCUAAAGGGUGGAAAGCUGAGAAAUUCCGAUUAGAAUCCCAAGUUCAGACUUUGCAAGGACGCGUCGACAGAGCCGAACGAGAGGCCUCGCUAGCCCGCAUCACUACGAAGCGGGUUACGGACGACCGUGAUAACAUUGCUGUGCAGCUUGACCUGUCAUACCGAGAAUGCGAAACAUUGCGUGAAGAGAACAUGAGAUUGCACGAUGAGCUCGUAGCGACCAAGGACAUGAAUGGUCAUGCUCCGCAUUCCCAUGAAUCCGACGUUCGGGUUGAUGCCGAGAACGAACGACCAACUCAUUCUCUUCACCGAAAGGAGACUACGAAACUCCACAAGGAGAACCUUGAGCUGCGUCGGAAACUAGAAGACGGGAAGGCAAAUCGAGACCAAGAGUUUAAACGCUGGCAAGGGAAGCAGCGAGACAUGGCCUCCCGGAUCGAGCGUCGGGAUGAAACGAUUAGGUCCUUGCAAGUUGAACCCGGUGCAUCUAGCAACAUCAAUACUCGCUUGAUGCAGGAGAACGACGAUCUUCGAAACGAACUACUGAAACUGCGAGCCCAACAUGCAGAGAGCAAGGAGAUGCGAAAGGCGCGUGAAGAGCGGCUGAGGCGGGAGAUGGAUGCUGCAAGACAAGCUAACGAAGAAGAAACACAGAAAUGGGGUCAAAAAGAACGACUGGUGGUUUCCGAGAUGAAGAGAAGGGAGGAGUUCAUUAAGGAGUAUCGAGAUCUCCCAGGCGGAUCCGCCCCGGCCCAACAUUCACGGACUUUAGCACCCACGAAGCGCAUGGAAGUCGAUGACAGCCACAAUGAGAUCAGCGACGCAGAGUCAACCACGGACAUCGGUCUCCUGCGCAACAAAGCGGGAUCCACGCCUUUCGCACGCAAGCGGGCAAUGAUCCUGGAGGAGACGGAGGAAGUUGACCCUGACAAUCUCACCGAGCUGAGUUCCGUGGCCCCUUCAACCGUCGCCGAAAUUCGCAGGUCCGUGGAGCAGGAUCAUAUAGCACGCCGAAAUGAACGCAUCAAUGCUAGGACCCAGGGAAGCUCGGUUACUACCCGUGCGACCUCCGAGCCCCUUGAAUCCGGGCCGUCAAAUACGCGUCUCAAAUCCGCUUUGAAAGCUGCCUCAAAUAUUGGUGUCGAACCUACUACAAGAUCCUCCUCGGGUAAUCAUGAGCGCUCCACGUCCAAGACCGAUGGAAAACGAUAUCGUUACUCCACAGGGAACACGGAUGCCAUAACAUCCGCAUUCAUUCUUCCUGAUAUCACCCUCGACUCCCGGGCCAGACCCAGCCUAAACAAAGCAUCUCAGGACAUCAUCGGUGCUCUUUCUUCCCACGACACAGCGUCAUGCCCAACAUGUCGGCGCCUCCUGAUCUCCAUCGGUAUCGGUGGCCACACCGCUAAGCAAGUCGAAAAGACCAACGUCCCCGAAGAAGGCGACAGCACCAUGCGUCCCGCCGAAGAGCCCGGCUCCGCCCUCGCCGGCGUAAUCCACGAGCUCGAAGAAGAAAUCCACCACCUCAAGUUCCUCCUCCGCGACGCAGACAUGGACUUCCUCUCCUGCGACCCCGCGUGCAAGCGACGGUUCCGCAAAAAUUCAAAAGCCCGGCAGGAUGUCAUCGCGUCGGAGAUCGAUCGGCGGAGCGACUGGGUGUAUCGUUUGUACGAUGCGCAGGAAGGCCUCGGGCGGAAUGACGGCCACGAGCAGACGGACGAGACCGAGGAGAUCAUUAGUGAGGUGCGAGAGCGGAAUGUCAAGCCGGUGGGGAAGCACGUUACGAUUGAAGAGGCGCUAGAUGAGGAUCUGGGCGAUUUCGAGCGGGACGAGUUCGAGCUCGAUGGGUUCGAUUAGAGAAAUCCGUUGCGGCUAGGCGGUUUGUUUACAGCAGGGAAAUUGGGUUGCGGUGUUAAAUCGAUGCAUUGGAAGGGCACUGGGGUGCUCACAGGAACCUUGGCUUGUUACUCAUUAUUAUGCGUUCUUGGGCAUGGAACUGCGGUUGCAUUUGUCUUUUCGUUUCCGGGAAUGGUUUGGAAUUUUCACAUUUGCUUUUGUCUUAGCCGUGUCCAUGGCGACACUGCCUACCUACCGUGUUCUCAGUGGACUUUGACUCCUCACUUCCGGUCUUUGUUGGUUGAGUUCGGGCGGAUCUUUGACUCCCGUCCUAGGUCGAGUUGGAUUUGUCCGUUGACUCCUGCAAGGGCUGGUAUCGAUUUGGGUUGAGUUGGUCUUGGCGGUUGACUGUGUCCUCCAAUUUCUAUAUGUCUUGUAAGGCUCCUCAAAAGCAUGAUACUGGAUAGAAGGCACAGCUUGUUUAGUUUAGAUGAACCAAUGAUG
Molecule: messenger RNA, 3805 nt
Organism: Eremomyces bilateralis CBS 781.70
Lineage: Eukaryota; Fungi; Ascomycota; Dothideomycetes; Eremomycetales; Eremomycetaceae
Exons: 2
Coding region: 167-3322 (1051 amino acids)
Molecular function (GO): microtubule binding
Source: RefSeq, a predicted model, not a curated record